AUGGGCCGAUCUGCCAUCAACAUCACGGAAAUGGCCAUUCAAGAUGUCAAUAGCCAAGGUAUCCUUCCAGGAAUCACGCUUUCAGCUGUCCAAUUCAACAGCUUGACAAACCAGUAUCUGGCUGUUCAGAACGGCAUCAACCUCGCCAACACAUCCGGGGUGGUUGCAGUCAUCGGGGAAUUGUUUUCUUCGGUAACGGCACCUUUGGCCCUGACAACAAAGGCCUACAACCUGCCUCAAUGCUCUGGUUCGGCCACAUCGCCUGUCUUGAGCGACAAGAGCACGUACACAACGUUCCUCAGAACACUUCCACCAGAUAAUUUUCAAGGACCAGCAAUCGCAAAUUUUGUGUAUGCAAACAAUUGGAGAAACGUGAUCGUGAUCUACUCGAGCGACACAUAUGGAACAAGUUUGAUGCAGGCAUUUCAAGCCCAAGCGCAGACACUUGGGAUCAAUAUCCAGCUCUCCCAGCCAUACAAUUCUCCCGCGUCAGCUCCAGCUGUUUUUUCGGAUACUGCAAACCGAAUCCAGAGCAGCGGCUGUCGAAUCAUAAUUUUUCUCGGAUACGACACCGACACACUGCUUUACUUGCAACUUGCGAGCUCCAUGGGAAUGGUUGGACCAAGUUACGUCUACAUUGGCUCUGAUGGAAUGUCAACAAUCGUCUCGGACGCUCAGCCGUCUGAUCUCGCCAAUCUCCCUGGAUUUAUCUAUCUCGGUGCCCUUGAGAACGGUGGAAAUUCAAUCACGCAGAGUGUCAUUAGCAGGUUCCAAGCGGCAUAUGGACAAACCCCUGGAGCAGAUUCGCUCUUCUUUUAUGACUGGAAUGUCAAUACUGUCCAGGAUAUUUACAACAGGAGGGCCAAUCUUAGUUUCGCCAAUAUUCUGACAACCUUCACUGGCGCAACUGGUCAAGUGGCUUUCAGCUCAAAUGGCGACAGGCUGGCUCCCUAUGCCGUUACAAACUUACAAAGUGCUCCGGGCGGUGGUAUCAGCGCUGUCCAAACCAGCAUCAUCCAAACUGAUGGAACUGUCACGGUGCUUUCCCCGACCCUGUUCUUCUCGGGAUCAUCGACUCCUCCACAAGACAGCAUUGCUAUUCCACAGAUGGUCAUGUCCUACUCAAGCACGAGCCCGAUGGUCCUCGUUAUUGUUUAUUCGAUUGCAGCGAUCCUCUGGGUCAACAGAGCUGCUCCAAUUGUGCAGAAAAUGUCUCUACCAUUUUUGCUUCUCAUCAACAUCGGGCUCAUGCUCUCGUGGAUGUCUGUCUAUGCGUACUCCGGAAACACAACGGCCGCAACUUGCCGAUUCCAAUCAUGGGUCAUGUGGAUAGCAUUUUCAAUGGUCUUUGCUAAUCUGUUUGUUAAAGUCUACCGCAUUCACAAGAUCUUUGGAAACACCAAGAUGCAAAAGCUCAACUUGAGCAACUGGAUCCUUAUGAGCGGCAGCUUUGGUUUGAUCUUGGUCAAUGUCAUCAUCAUCAUCGCUUGGAACGUGGUCGAUCCCCUGAGCCCCGUCCGCGUGACAACCAGAUCGUACUGGUACUUGGACUGCCAAUCGGCAAGUUCGGUCAACCAGUCCGGGUUCUCGAAUGCCUUGUUGGUAUACAAUGGCAUUCUGCUGCUGGGAGUUACCUACUUGGCCUACAAGACACGCAACGUCGCUGCCCAGUUCCGCGAGAGCAACUGGAUCGCAUAUUGCGGGCUGUUUAUUAUACUCUGUGGCUCGGUUGUCAUCAUUCUCCUGAUGUCUAGCAACGAUUAUGUUGGAACGUACUCGGUCCGUAUGUGGGUUAUAGCGCUGGGCAACUUUGUUACCUACUACUGUCUGAUCGGAAGAGUGAUCGUGACGAUCCUAUCGGAUCUAGUCGAAGUGGGUUCCAAAACUAGUAAGCACACAAGUUCGGCGACUGCCUCGGCCACAGCAACCAGUCAAACACGGGGACAUACCAAAGCCGUACAGAAAAGCGCGGAUCACAAGAGGACAUUUGCGAUCAAAAUCAAAGCCGCCGCUCUGUUUGCCAAGUGGGAGAGUGCAAGAAUCAAGGUUUUCGACAACGAGUCCAUCAUUUGCAUCUACCACAAGAAGAAAACUAGCGACGAGUCGCACGUGAAGUCGGGCAUUUGCUGCUACUUCCACGAUUGCUUGGUUUCAAGCCCACGCGGCAACAAAAUGUUCAAGCUGACAGUGGGAAGUGAGACGUUUUCCAUCACGAUGGCUUCUGAAAACGAGAUGGACGAGUUUAUUCUGGCUGUCACGGAUGAUGGCAAUCAAAGCGGCUUCUCAACCGCAAGCCCCACCAAAGCCAGCCACGCCGUGCUUCACCACUAAGCGUGUAUCCGCAAGCGGAGGCCCCCGAGGAGGUUGACGACACACGAGUUGAGCUGACGACACGUUGGAAACUAUUCGGAAGAUUCACUCGGCCGAUUCACGUUAUUUCCAUUUCCAUUUUAUUCACUCCUUAGCGACUUGAUGUGCUGAUUUAGAGGUUACUUGAUUUCUCCUUAAUCCAACCUUUUGGACUUUAAUCUGCUCGCAACUUUUGCAUAAUGGAUCGGGAGGCCCUUGGUUUUAGAGACUCGGCACACAUUAUUAUCCUUCAACAAUAC
Messenger RNA from Polychytrium aggregatum, 2609 nucleotides. RefSeq names its product periplasmic binding protein-like I. The transcript is spliced from 21 exons. The record is from RefSeq and is a predicted model, not a curated record. Gene Ontology annotation, biological process: G protein-coupled receptor signaling pathway. NCBI's taxonomy places the organism in Eukaryota, Fungi, Chytridiomycota, Chytridiomycetes, Polychytriales. Gene Ontology annotation, cellular component: membrane; G protein-coupled receptor heterodimeric complex. The coding region runs from base 1 to 2331 and encodes 776 amino acids. Gene Ontology annotation, molecular function: G protein-coupled GABA receptor activity.